AUGUCUGAUUCAAGGUGGCGGCGAUGUAGCUUCAACACUGGUGUUGAUGUAAUUUUCUCUCCAAUUUCCUUCUUUGACUUUCUCAUUUUGCUUUCAUUUAUCAUGUUUUCUCUUACUUUAAUACAUCAUUUCAUCCAUCUUUCAUUGCUUGAUUUAUUCCGUCCUUCUUUCAAUAUUAUUCUUGUCUUUCAUCAAGGUAUCCUUCCUUCCUUCCUUCUGUACGUCAUUCCUUCCUUCUUUCAAUGUUAUUCCUGUCUUCUUCAAGGCAUUCCUUCCUUCAUUCAUUCAAUCUCAUUCGUUCCUUCAAUACAUUAUUCCUUCAUUCCUUUCUUCCUUCCUUUGUGCCAUUCCUUCCUUCAUUCAAUGUUAUUCCUGUCUUCCUUCAAGGCAUUUCUUCUAUUCUUCCUUCAUUCAAUGUCAUUCUUUCCUUCAAUACAUUAUUCUUUCCUUCCUUCCUUUGAACUAUUCCUUCCAACUUUCUAUGUUAUUCCUGUCGUCCUUCAAUCCUUCCUUCCUUCAUUCAAUGUUAUUCUUUCCUUUAAUACAUUAUUCCUUCCUUCUUCCAAUGUCAUUCCUUCCUUCCUUACGUUAUUCAUUUCUUCAAUGUCAUUCCUUCCUUCAAUACAUUAUUCCGUUCUUCAGUACAUUAUUCCUUCCUUCCUUCCUUCCUUCCUUCCUUCCUUCCUUCCUUCCUUCCUUCCUUCCUUCCUUCCUUCCUUAUGCCAUUCGCAAGCCUAUCGCUACUCAAUCGCUAUUUCCAUGUUCAUCCUUCUUUCAAUACACCAUUUCUGUCUUCCUUCCUUCCGUCCUUCAAUAGUCAUUCCAUUCUUCCUUAAAACAUCAUUCUUUCCUUUUUUCCUCCUUUCAAGGCGUUAUUCUUUCGUUCCUUAUCAUUCCUUUCUUUCUAAAAUAAUCAUUCCUUACUUUAUUCUUUCUUUCAAUGCGUUAUUCCUUCGUUCCUUAAUUCCUUCCUUUAAAACAUCAUUCUUUCUUGCCUUACUUCAAUACAUCAUUCCUUUGUUGCUUCCUUCCUUCCUUCCAUCAAUAUGUUCUCCGUUCUCAUUCCUUUUUUCCUUAAAUACAUCAUUCCUUCCUUUAUUCUUUCUUUCUUCCUUCGUUCCUUCCUUUAAAACAUCAUUCCUUUCCGUCUUACUUACAUACAUCCUUCCUUUCUUACCUCCUUCCAUCAAUAUGAUCUUAUUUCCUUCUUUCAAUACGUCCUUCCUUGCUUCAAUAAACCAUUUCUGUCUUCCUUCUAUCAAAACAUUAUUCUUUCCUAACUUCAUUCCUCCCUCUCUCCCUCCCUCCCUCCUUCCUUCCCCCCUUCCUUCCUUGUGGUAA
This is a messenger RNA of Acanthosepion pharaonis, 1341 nucleotides long. NCBI's taxonomy places the organism in Eukaryota, Metazoa, Mollusca, Cephalopoda, Sepiida, Sepiidae. The record is from the annotation of a GenBank genome assembly.